Parathielavia appendiculata is the source of this 2237-nucleotide messenger RNA. Its product is annotated as FolC bifunctional protein. Gene Ontology annotation, molecular function: ATP binding; tetrahydrofolylpolyglutamate synthase activity; dihydrofolate synthase activity. The transcript is spliced from 3 exons. The coding region runs from base 1 to 1965 and encodes 654 amino acids. Lineage: Eukaryota; Fungi; Ascomycota; Sordariomycetes; Sordariales; Chaetomiaceae. The record is from RefSeq and is a predicted model, not a curated record. Gene Ontology annotation, biological process: folic acid-containing compound biosynthetic process. Gene Ontology annotation, cellular component: cytoplasm; mitochondrion; cytosol.
AUGAUUGACCUUGGACUUGUUCGUGUCGGCCGCCUCGUUCAGCACACCCCACAGACAUGGAAGGCAAUCCAUGUUGCUGGGACGAACGGCAAGGGAUCGAUAUGCGCCUAUCUCUCGUCCAUGCUCACCGCAAGCGGCCUCACCUGGGCUCGUUUUACCUCCCCGCACCUUAUCGACCGCUGGGAUUGUAUUGCUGUCAACGGCAAGCCGGUCUCAGAAGUCAUCUUCCGUGCGGCCGAAGACGCGGUCAAGAAGAGGGAUAAAGAGGACCGCAUUGGCGCCACGGAGUUCGAGCUGCUGACCGCGACCGCUUUCGAAAUCUUCCAUCGCCAGAAAGUCGAGUUUGGAGUGGUAGAGGUUGGCUUGGGCGGCAAGCUGGACGCCACCAACGUACUGAAGGAAAAAGCGGUCACUGUUAUUGCAAAGAUCGGACUGGAUCACCAGUCCUUCCUUGGCAACACCAUCGAGGAGAUCGCCCUGCAAAAGGCGGGUAUCAUGCGCCCGGGCGUCCCUUGUGUGGUGGACAGCAGCAACCAGCCUUCUGUUCUAAGCGCGAUGGAGGACCAUGCUCGAAAGGUCGGAGCAGAGCUGCAUUAUCCCACAACCUCAACGCUUGCCGAGACCUUGGCUAGUGAGCAGUUUGAGCCGCACCAGAUACAGAACCUAGCUUGCGCGCAUAUGGCCUUCCGCUUGGCGUGUCCAGAGAAAAAUUGCCCGCUUGACCAGUUCCUCCCUGUCAUCAAGCAGAUGCAAUGGCCGGGCCGGCUUCAGACGCUCGACAUACAAAAAAUUGUUGGGCAUCCACGAGAAGUCCUUCUUGACGGAGCCCACAACCCACAGUCGGCCGAGGUGCUGGCUCACUAUGUCCAGAGGCACUUACGCACAACAAGCAAACCUAUCACCUGGGUUCUCGCCGCCACCCAAGGCAAGGAUAUGGAUGGCAUUUUGGGUCUGCUCCUGCGGCCUGGCGACCAAGUUGCCGCUGUCCGCUUUGGGCCCGUAGACGUUGAAGCCUCAAGGGCCGGCUGGUCCCGGUUUCCUUCGCCAUCGGCCGAUUUGAUAUCACAUGAUUGGGGGCUUAUUUCCCGUCCAAUCAGCGUCGAUCGAUUGACACAAACUGUCAUUAUACCAAGCUCUUGUUGCGCAUCCUUCACAAUGCCGCCAUCCCACCUCAUUGUGGUCUGCGGCCACGCCAUCUGGCUUGGAGGGCCAAAGCACGGCUGGGACGAGUCCGAGUGGCUCAUCGAGGGCUACAAACAAGGCGAGACGCCCACCUUCAUCGAGCAUAUCCAAGCUGGCCUUCGGAUUCUGAGUCUGGACGACACCGCGGUCCUGGUGUUUUCCGGCGGCCCAACCCGCAAAGAAACACCCCUCUCCGAAGCCCAAAGCUACCACAACCUUGCCCUCGCCAACGGCUACUUCAGCUUCUUCCCCACCACAGAGGGAACCCCCGACAACCAGCUGCUCUCCACAUCGCGCAUCCUCCUCGAAGAGCGCGCGCUGGACUCGUACUCCAACAUCCUCUUUUCCCUCAUCGCCUUCUGGCGCCACCACGCCGUCUGGCCGGGCCGCCUCACCGUUGUCAGCCACGGCUUCAAGCGCGACCGCCUCGUGAACGGGCACUGCGCCGCCAUCGGGUUCCCUUUGGAUCGCGUCACUUUUGUGGGGAUUAAUCCGCCCGGGGUGGAUGACCACGGUUUUGGGUCAGCUGCGGUUGAGGUAGAGGGAAAGAAGGGGCGGGCGAUGAAGGGCGUGCAACUUGCGUUGGACCAGUGGAAGGAGGAUCCGCAUGGGGUGGGCGAGGAUUUGGCGGGGAAGAGGAGGGCGAGGAACUGUUGGAGGGUGAAUCAGAGGUUGUUCCUGGACGGGGAGGAGAGGGAGAGGAGCGGGGUGGAUGUGAGGGUGCUGGAGGACGGGAGUGAAGCGCUUGUUGAGGGUGGGCGAAGGCCUUGGGGGAGGAUGUAAAAGUUGAACGGAAAUGAUGAAGAAGAGAAAUAGAGAACCAUAGGAUCCUACCAACAGGACUUUAACAAAAAGAGGGCUGUGCUGGUUCGACAGGCCGGAAGCGAGUUGGCGUCCCAGGAGCUGAUCCAGUCGGCUCAACGCCCUACCACUGCGCCAUGAACGAGUUCAAGGGAUUAGGUAGUGGCUGCGUUGGGAGAAGAAGUGAAUCUGGGGCUUAUAUGUCCGCAUCAUCUACUCCCAACGUCAUCCGCCACCUCCUCAGUAGAGUGCAG